Molecule: messenger RNA, 1923 nt
Organism: Xylaria bambusicola
Lineage: Eukaryota; Fungi; Ascomycota; Sordariomycetes; Xylariales; Xylariaceae
Exons: 1
Coding region: 1-1923 (640 amino acids)
Biological process (GO): regulation of transcription by RNA polymerase II
Molecular function (GO): RNA polymerase II cis-regulatory region sequence-specific DNA binding; DNA-binding transcription factor activity
Source: RefSeq, a predicted model, not a curated record
AUGAUCCCCACCAUGAUCUACUCGAGGACAGUCAUCGUCCCGCGCAGCCAUGCAUUGUCGCCUGGGGCCAUUGCUGGCGCCGUCAUCGGCAGCGUGCUAGGAGGGGGAUUCUUACUCAUAGUCCUUGGGUUUUUAUACUUCCGUUAUAGGCGGAAGUCCAAGAUAGCCCAGGCAGAAGAGGCACUGCACCAUCCUGAUGUGGGCCUCAAAGAGGACGGACGUGACGGCAAUGUUUCAGCCCUGCCUACAGACCAAUUUACGCAGACACAGCGCUCUCCAACAUCACCUUAUGGGGAAGACUGGAUGGGGAACAGCCCGGCCUAUGGCCAAGCUAUUGACUACGACACCCUGCCUCAUGACAUAGACUUUUCACUCCCUCGCCAACAAACCUUUCCUGUAACGGCAGAGCAGUCAUUAAGCACGCCUCUAAACCAUGCAUCGACGGCGCCCGAAGCCGCCAAUUCUAGCUAUUAUGACACGAGAAUUUCCAUGGACUCAGACCCAGCUCAGGCCAUUACGCCUCUUUCGAGGCAAAUGAGCGAGAUGUAUAAGGCACAGCUACGAGAGGCCGAGGAACGCCGGAGAAGCAACUCGAUGCAUCGCAAAAUAUGGAAUACCAUCACACGGCAGUCCACACGCAACUCGAAAGGAACAUCCGGCGACAACGCGCAGUCUGUCAACUUGCAGCAGCAACCGGGAACAGCAUCCAUGGACAACUCUAUUUCGAUCAAGCAAGAACCAGGUCAACAACCAUCUGGUGGCAUUAACUGGCAAGGCAUUGCGCCAGUAUAUGUUGAUGAGCCAGAACAAAUUUCGGAGGGCGCACCAAACUCGUAUUUCCAGGCCUCAGGGACUGGACUGGACGGUGAGCAACCCCCGCAAUCGCAAGAGGGAAGAUAUGAGCGCCAGACGCAAGAUUCGCAAUACAGCGUUUUCCCCGGUCGUAUUGACUCAACAAUUCGGGAAACUACAGAAAGAAAUUAUGAGCUUCCAUCAUCUGUUCUAACCACCGGCUCCACUUAUAAUGGGUUACCUCCAGGGUCUCAGCCACAAAACCCAACUGAACAACGGGAACGCCUUAAGAGCCCUGAGAUCCCAGAGCCCAUGAACGUUGACGGCCCUCAGCCUGAUACUAAUGGUCAUUCCCCAUUCCGGCCGUCACAUUCUCCUCAACUAUCCGCCCCAGAUUCCUUUACCAUAAAUCCCAUGGCUAUCUUGCAUCCAACAAACCCUACCGAGCAAGCAGCUUAUACUACCUACCAAAUAAAACACUCGGCCUCGCCGCCAGCUAUGCCGCCGCCAGCCCCUGAGAUUGUCACCAGGAAGCCCACACAAGAGGUUACUGUCGGCCCUUCGUCACCCAAGGAGGAAGACUUCGCCGAUAUGUACCUCGACCUUCCCAGUGAUGAUGAAAACCGUCGGUCCAUCGACUCGUACGAGUAUCCUUCAACGCCUGGGCACAGCUCUGUAGCUGAGUCAAAUGGAAUGACACCUGAUACUCGGCCGACGGCUUCUCCAUCACCCUUUCCUACUAUACCUGAACAUGGCAAACUCAGGCCCGAUGCCAGCAUAUCGCCCAACCCUUCAAGGCCUUCACCUAUGACCAGCCCGCUAGCAUGUCCAGAGUGUGGCCGAGAGUUUGACCAAAUCCACAAACUCAACCAUCAUAAGCGCUAUCAUGAUCGUACGCAUGAAUGCCCGUAUGAGGCCUGCGAUAGGAAGUUUGGCACGAAAACACAUCUUGAUCGCCAUAUCAAUGAUAGGCAUUUAAAGUUAAAGGCUUAUCAUUGUACGGAGCCUACCUGUCCAUGGUUUAAGGGCGGCAAAUCUUUCCCUCGGAAGGAUAACUGGAGGCGGCAUAUGAUCAAGAAACAUGGAUCAAUACCUCAAGAUGUCGAUAAUAUGGAGAUGUCGUUUGGAUGA